Geodia barretti is the source of this 768-nucleotide messenger RNA. Lineage: Eukaryota; Metazoa; Porifera; Demospongiae; Tetractinellida; Geodiidae. The record is from the annotation of a GenBank genome assembly.
AUGAAUACUUCCCAUCUACGUUAUCUACACGUUGCACAAGACGUUCUAAAACAAAUUGAGGAGACACAAACCGACGCGAUUGCCCAAGCCUCUGAGGUGUGCGCAAAGACAAUAGCAGAAGACGGCCUCGUUUACCUAUUCGGAUCCGGGCAUUCCCGCAUGCCGGUUGAAGAAAUUUUCCCACGUUACGGCAGUUUUCCGGGUUUCUUUCCCAUCGUUGAAUUAGCAGUUACGUUCCACAACCAAGUCGUCGGUUGCAACGGUCAGCGUCAAGCACUCUUUCUGGAAAACGUCUCAGGAUACGCAGAGGUAAUUCUACGCAAUUUUACCUUCCGUCCACAUGAUUGCAUGAUGGUGUUUUCCAAUUCCGGUACAAAUAUCCUACCUAUCGAAAUGGCGAUGGGAGCGAAAGCACAGAACCUGCCUGUCAUCGCAGUGAGUUCAAUUGCACACAGCAGCGCAUCGCCGUCAAAACACGCCUCCGGCAAACGCUUAUUUGAAGUCGCCGAUCUAACGAUCGACAAUUGUAAUCCGCCGGGAGAUGCCGUCGUAGACAUUCCGAAUUUAGCAUACCCUGUGGGACCUACGUCCAGCAUCGGCACACUUUCGAUUGUCAAUGCUAUUAAAUGCCGAGUUGCAGAACUCCUGACAGAGUGUGGGAAACCUCCUGUCGUGUUGACCGGUGCUCAUUUCCUCGGUGCGGAAGAAUCGGCGAAGCAGAUUGAGAGGGCUUAUGACGAUUAUAGAGAUCGCGUUCAAGGUCGUUAG